Messenger RNA from Apis laboriosa (Himalayan honeybee), 904 nucleotides. It is a transcript of the gene jagn, whose product is annotated as protein jagunal. The coding region runs from base 219 to 797 and encodes 192 amino acids. The transcript is spliced from 4 exons. Gene Ontology annotation, biological process: vesicle-mediated transport; endoplasmic reticulum organization. Gene Ontology annotation, cellular component: endoplasmic reticulum membrane. NCBI's taxonomy places the organism in Eukaryota, Metazoa, Arthropoda, Insecta, Hymenoptera, Apidae. The record is from RefSeq and is a predicted model, not a curated record.
AAUGAAAACGUGACUUAAUAAAAGUGACACAUUUGCACAGAUCCGUGACCCAUGGGACUACUAACAGAGCUUCUAAAAGUUUAAAAAUAGUUAAAUAUUUGGUAAUGAAAUACCGAAUAGUUUAUCGUGAAUUGCAGCUUGAAAAUUGUUUAUAUAUAAAUAUUUAUUAUUAAAAUUAAUACGUGAUUCUUACAUCUUAGUCAUAAUAAUUUCAAAAUAUGGCUUCAAAAGUUACACUAUCUCAAGCUUUGGGUACAGAUGGAAGUGAUUUUAAUCAUAGACAAAAAAUUGCUAGUCACUAUCAAAUCAGUGCAACAAAUAAAUCAAGACUGAAAUAUUGUAUAUUUUUUCAUUAUCUUCUUUUCUUUGUUAUGCUUGCCAAAUUACAAGCUGAUAUUUUAGAUCAUUUGGAUAUAUUCAUUUUGGAAAUUGAAGAAUUGCAAGUACCACAGCCUCUAUGGUGGGAAUAUAUUUGGUGUACAAGUUUAAUUUUAAAUUUUCUUGCAUUAUCUGCUAUUAAAAAAAAUAAAAUUAAAACAUUAAAACAAUAUAUGAUAGGUAUCAUUCUAUUAGGAUAUGGUCCAUUACUUUAUGCACUUAUUUAUUAUUUUAAGGAUGUUUGGAAAUAUUUAACUAUUGGUAAAACAGAUGAAAUUCAUUUUUGGCAGGAUCUACCAUAUGGAUUGUUAUGGUAUGCAUUUAUUCUGUUAGCAUCACAAGUUCAUUCUUUUUCUUUGUUUUUUUCUUGGAAUCUUUUAAUAGCAUGGAAAACACGAGGAAGUAAAAAAGCAGAUUAAUGUAAUUAUAAAAUUUAUUUGAAUUUUGAUCAUAUCUGUAAAUAUCAUUAAUAAUACAAUUAUUCUUUAAAAAAAUUAAAACUGUGAAAAUAUUGUUAACAUGCAAA